AUGUCCGGCAACCCCACCUCUCCCGGCCCCGAAGCAACGGCGGCGGCGGCGUCGACGGCGCCGGUUGAUAGCAGUAACAAGCGAGGAAGAAGGCGUCGUCUGAUCGGGGUAUCCACCAAAAUGUAUUUUUCCGCCUCUCGGACGGAAGCCUUCACCCGGUCCGUUGUCGAGCUUCUUUCCAGCCCUACGGAUACCCUAACCCUGGGUGAUGACGAUGUCGACAUCUUCAUCAUCCCCGACUUUGUCACCCUCACGUCUGUCAUUAGUAUCAUACGAUCUGCUCCUGAGGGGUCGGUGGCGAGAAGGAUAAAAGUAGGGGCGCAGGAUUGUUACUCUGAGGACUUUGGAGCUUAUACAGGGGAGGUUAGUCCUGCGGUUUUGGCUGAGGUUGGGGUGGAGUUUGUGGAAUUGGGGCAUGCGGAACGGAAGAGGUUGUUUGCGGAGAGUGAUGGGAGGGUUGGGGAGAAGGUUAGGGGGGUGGUGAGGAAUGGAAUGGUUCCGGUGAUAUGUGUUGGUGAGAUGAGGAAAGAUGGGGGGGUUGAAGGGGCGGUUGGGGAGGUGGUGAGGCAGGUUGAGGUUGUGCUAAAGGGGGUUGGGGAGGGGGAGGAGGUGGUGCUGGCUUAUGAGCCUGUUUGGGCUAUCGGGGGGAGGGAGCCAGCUGCGAAGGAGUAUGUUGAGGGGGUUGUGAGAGGGUUGAGGGAGUGGGAGGGGGUGAAAGGAAGGGGGGGGAGGGUGAGGGUUAUUUACGGGGGGGCGGCGGGACGGGGGUUGUGGGAGAGGUUGGGGGGGGAGGUGGAUGGGUUGUUUUUGGGGAGGUUUGGGCAUGAUGCUGGGGAGUUUGUCAAGUUGAUUCGGGAGGUUGCGGGGGGUGGUGGUGAGGGUGGUGAGUGA
Molecule: messenger RNA, 891 nt
Organism: Podospora pseudopauciseta
Lineage: Eukaryota; Fungi; Ascomycota; Sordariomycetes; Sordariales; Podosporaceae
Exons: 1
Coding region: 1-891 (296 amino acids)
Biological process (GO): glycerol catabolic process; glycolytic process; glyceraldehyde-3-phosphate biosynthetic process
Cellular component (GO): cytosol
Molecular function (GO): triose-phosphate isomerase activity
Source: RefSeq, a predicted model, not a curated record